Messenger RNA from Oncorhynchus kisutch (coho salmon), 1279 nucleotides. Its product is annotated as pleckstrin homology-like domain family B member 1. NCBI's taxonomy places the organism in Eukaryota, Metazoa, Chordata, Actinopteri, Salmoniformes, Salmonidae. The transcript is spliced from 3 exons. The record is from RefSeq and is a predicted model, not a curated record. Gene Ontology annotation, biological process: regulation of microtubule cytoskeleton organization. Bases 4 to 309 code for a protein of 101 amino acids. Gene Ontology annotation, cellular component: basal cortex.
AAGAUGGGCGGCAAGAUCAAGUCGUGGAAGAAACGCUGGUUUGUCUUCGACCGCCUCAAAAGGACCUUCUCCUAUUACGUUGACAAGCACGAGACCAAACUGAAAGGAGUCAUCUAUUUCCAGGCCAUUGAAGAGGUCUAUUACGAUCACCUGCGUAGCGCCACGAAGAGCCCCAAUCCCUCAUUGACCUUCUGUGUGAAGACUCACGACAGACUCUACUACAUGGUGGCCUCUGCCCCGGAAGCCAUGAGGAUAUGGAUGGAUGUUAUAGUAACUGGAGCAGAGGGCUACACGCAGUUCAUGAACUAAGAGGAGACUUGUGUACGGUGGCCCAGCAGUGAAACCAUCAUAAGGAGACAGCUGGGACACACUUCAAUAGACUCAGGCCUUAUCCUCUCCCAGUAUUGGGAAAUUGCCUUUUGUUAAGUUCAUUGUAUCUAUUUUUAAAUCACUUUACAAUAGACGUUUUUCUACUUGCUUCUGCCCGCAGAUUGAAAAAGACACUGUAUAUAACCAAUGUCAGACUUUCUGCUCAAAAGCCUUUAUUUUUGCCAAAUUGAGUGUUACAGGCUCUUGCUUGUGAGACCUACUUUGUGUAUCCGUGUCUAAUAGUUCACUUUUUUUUUUUUUUUACUCUGGAAGUGGAGAAUAAACCUCAUUGAAACCAGUGAGGAAGAUGAACUGUUGAGCCAUCGGCUUACUGCUGAACUAGAUUCCACUAAUGUUGCCAAGUCCCGAUGACAGCCAUUCCACUGAGACCAAACAGUACAAUGCUAAUCAUUCUGUGCCUUGAGGUCAUAAGCCUAGUCGGUUAUUGUCACUGAACAGUAAGUUCCAGCCCCCCUGUAGAUCUGAUUGGAUAGGUGGUGACGCCAGGUCAAAUUGCUUCCGCUUUAGAAUGUCAUGGUCUGGUAGCUUGACAUUGUAAAGAUUCUGAAUGUGUUUUAGGUUUGUGAAAUUGAGUUGUAUUUCUUUAUGGUUUAUAGUACCUCAAGUGUGAGAAAAGACCUUGAUAUAUUUUCCCCACACCGAAAUGGGUAUAACCAAAUGUUCAGUGUUAGAAAAAGGUUUUAUACUGUAAAAUGUCACUCAUUCAACCAGUAUUGUACAAAAAUACAUUUCAAAAGAAGUCUAAUGGCCAAGACACUUCAGUUAACAGUAUACAUCUAGUCUCUCACACUGUAGAACAUAGCUCCCAUCUGACACACCAUAUGUUGACUGUACACUUUCAUGUAUGGAUUCUCAAUUCAGAUCUAUUAAACCAGACUCUGUAACAUUU